AACUCAGUCGUGAUGCUGCUGUUUGUGUUGCUAAAUCCCCCGGAGUCCAGUUAAGAAAUGGGCAGCUGUCUCUUUAAGUGUGAUUUCCUUCUAUUGUAUUUGAAUCGUGAUCAGGAAAAAGGAAAUGAAACCAGAGACUCGGGGCUGAGCUAAAUAAUAAUAAGGAUGAUGCUGAUCUCUGCAUCUGCGGCAUAUGCACCUAUCUCAGUCUAGAGCAUGUACAGAGCUGUCCAGGCAGAAGGCAUAAGCAAAGCAAAGGGGACUCCAGGGUAAGCAGCAGUGACAGCUGAGACAGUCUGUUUCCAUCAGUGAUCUGAACAGCAGCAGCAGCAGCAGCAGCUGGGGCUGCCCAGCCACGCAGCAAACAGGAGGAGCAUUGCAAGGAUGGGAGGAGGAAAUCCUGUGAAUGUCAUUGGGGGGUGGAGGGGAAACUCAGCUGGUGAAAAGGCAUCAGGAGCAGACAGCCUUUGUAAGGGCAGAGCGGGCAGAUCCUACCAGAGACACACUACAAAGGAACGAGCCCUGCCAAUGUCAUCAGCCAUCGAGAGGAAAAGCCUCGAUCCUUCCGAGGAGCCAGUGGAUGAAGUGCUCCAAAUCCCCCCUUCACUGCUGACAUGUGGAGGUUGCCAGCAGAACAUUGGGGACCGUUAUUUCCUGAAAGCCAUCGAUCAGUAUUGGCACGAGGACUGCCUCAGCUGUGACCUGUGUGGAUGCAGGCUUGGAGAGGUGGGGAGACGAUUGUACUAUAAACUGGGCAGGAAACUCUGCAGGAGGGACUAUCUCAGACUUUUUGGCCAAGAUGGCCUUUGUGCUUCCUGUGACAAGCGAAUCCGGGCCUAUGAGAUGACUAUGCGAGUGAAGGACAAAGUAUACCACCUGGAAUGCUUCAAAUGUGCUGCUUGUCAGAAACAUUUUUGUGUCGGCGACAGAUACCUCCUCAUCAACUCAGACAUAGUAUGUGAGCAGGACAUCUAUGAGUGGACUAAGAUAAACGGGAUGAUAUAGCCAGGACAUGCCACAUAGGCAUCAAGAGGUAUCUUCUGGGUGGCACAAAUGCAGAGCUGCAAUGAGGAAAUAAUCACUCAAACUAUGUGCUUUGUCUAAACUGGGAGGGAAAAGACCACAGUGUAGGCCCUUUUGAGACAGUGCUACAUGGAAUCUAAACUACAAGCAAUAGCAAAUAGACUGACUUCUAUUAGCAAAGGCGUAUUGACAAUAACUGACAUUAUCAGCCAUGUAGGCGAGAGUUGGGGAGCAAAUACAUUGUGAUAAUGGAUUCUCAUAACUGGAAAUGCAGUAAUGACUUGUUGAGUAAAGAGACAUUAUGACUUUGACACUCGCAGACUAGGAUUGUGCAAUUGAUUUUUCUUCCCAUCUUUUCUAGUUACUCUGUUUAGACAAUAGUUUCCAAUAUAGAUAUAAGGAAGGACACUGGUGAUGAAGAGUCAGUCAGAGUCUCCAAAGCCUUAAGCUUUGUGCAGGAGAGUAAAUGGUUCUUUUGCAUGGAAAUCUCUCCCUCUCCCCUGAGAAUGAAAAGUGCACCAUCUAGCCCCAAACAAUUAUUUCAAUAAAUUCUCAUGAAUAGCUGUUUUCAAGCAGCACUGUUUGAAGGUGAGAUGCUCCAUAGAUCAUUUCUGUACAAAUAUAAAUCUAAAGAGUUGUUCAACUAUUUUAUUAAUUUAGAUUAUAUCAAUAAACUAUUUGUUUUGUGUGUCGUACAAACCUGAAUGCUUUAAUAAAAACAACAGAAGGUUU
This is a messenger RNA of Gopherus evgoodei (Goodes thornscrub tortoise), 1755 nucleotides long. It is a transcript of the gene LMO2, whose product is annotated as LIM domain only 2. Gene Ontology annotation, biological process: positive regulation of transcription by RNA polymerase II. Gene Ontology annotation, cellular component: nucleus. The transcript is spliced from 4 exons. Bases 385 to 1005 code for a protein of 206 amino acids. Lineage: Eukaryota; Metazoa; Chordata; Testudines; Testudinidae. Gene Ontology annotation, molecular function: transcription coactivator activity; DNA-binding transcription factor binding. The record is from RefSeq and is a predicted model, not a curated record.